This is a messenger RNA of Anguilla anguilla (European eel), 5856 nucleotides long. Its product is annotated as myosin-4-like. The record is from RefSeq and is a predicted model, not a curated record. Bases 1 to 5856 code for a protein of 1951 amino acids. Gene Ontology annotation, molecular function: actin filament binding; cytoskeletal motor activity; ATP binding. The transcript has 39 exons. NCBI's taxonomy places the organism in Eukaryota, Metazoa, Chordata, Actinopteri, Anguilliformes, Anguillidae. Gene Ontology annotation, cellular component: myosin complex.
AUGAGCACCGACGCAGAGAUGGAGGUUUUCGGGGCGGCCGCGCCGUACCUGCGCAAGUCGGAGAAGGAGCGGCUGGAGGCGCAGAGCCGGCCCUUCGACGCCAGGACGGCCUGCUACGUCGCCGACGGCAACGAGCUCUACGCGAAGGCGGCCGUCCAGAGCAGGGAGGAGGGCAAAGCCACCGUUGUGACGCACGAUGACAGGACCGUCACUGUCAAAGAGGAGCAGGUGUUUCCCAUGAACCCUCCCAAAUUCGACAAAAUCGAGGACAUGGCCAUGAUGACCCACCUCAACGAGCCUUCCGUGCUGUACAACCUCAAAGAGCGUUACGCGGCCUGGAUGAUCUACACCUACUCCGGGCUGUUCUGCGUCACUGUGAACCCCUACAAGUGGCUCCCGGUGUACAACCCAGAAGUGGUGUCGGCCUACAGAGGCAAGAAGCGAAUGGAGGUUCCACCGCACAUCUUUGCAUUGUCCGAUAAUGCCUAUCAGUCCAUGCUCACUGAUCGCGAAAACCAGUCUAUCUUGAUCACUGGAGAAUCUGGUGCAGGAAAGACCGUGAACACGAAACGCGUCAUCCAGUACUUCGCGACAAUCGCGGUGUCUGGGGACAAGAAGAAAGAGGCAGCCAACAAAAUGAAGGGAACCCUGGAGGAUCAAAUCAUUCAGGCCAACCCCCUGCUGGAGGCUUUCGGUAAUGCCAAAACCGUGAGGAACGACAACUCAUCCCGCUUUGGUAAAUUCAUCAGAAUUCACUUUGGCACGACUGGUAAACUUGCUUCUGCAGAUAUAGAAACCUAUCUGCUGGAAAAGUCCAGAGUUACUUUCCAGCUGUCUGCUGAGAGAAGCUACCAUAUAUUUUACCAGCUGACUUGCAACAAGAAGCCAGAGCUCAUAGACAUGCUCCUCAUCACCACCAACCCGUACGACUUCGCCUUCGUCAGCCGAGGGGAGAUUGCAGUGAAGAGCAUUGACGAUGCCGAGGAGCUGGUUGCAACGGACGAGGCCAUAGACAUCCUGGGCUUCACCGCAGAUGAGAAAGUGAGCAUCUACAAGCUGACCGGCGCAGUGAUGCAUCAUGGGAACAUGAAGUUCAAGCAGAAGCAGCGGGAGGAGCAGGCAGAGCCCGACGGCACCGAGGAGGCGGACAAAGCUGCUUACCUCAUGGGCCUGAACUCGGCCGAUCUGCUCAAGAACCUGUGCUGCCCCAGAGUGAAGGUGGGGAACGAGUACGUGACCAAGGGCCAGACCGUGCAGCAGGUUUAUAACUCCAUAGGCGCGCUGGCCAAGUCGGUCUACGAGAAGAUGUUCCUGUGGAUGGUCAUUCGGAUCAACCAGCAGCUAGACACCAAACAGCCGAGACAACACUUCAUUGGCGUGCUGGACAUUGCUGGCUUUGAGAUCUUUGAUUUCAACACACUGGAGCAGCUGUGCAUUAACUUCACCAAUGAGAAACUGCAACAGUUUUUCAACCACCACAUGUUUGUGCUGGAACAAGAGGAGUACAAGAAGGAAGGAAUUGACUGGGAGUUCAUCGACUUCGGCAUGGACCUCGCUGCCUGCAUUGAGCUUAUUGAGAAGCCAAUGGGCAUCUUCUCCAUCCUUGAAGAGGAGUGCAUGUUUCCAAAGUCCACAGACACUUCCUUCAAGAACAAGCUUUACGACCAACACCUCGGCAAGAACAGCUACUUCCUGAAGCCCAAGCCCAUCAAAGGGAAGCCGGAGGCCCACUUCUCCCUGGUGCACUACGCCGGCACGGUGGACUACAACCUUGGCGGCUGGCUGGAGAAGAACAAGGACCCGCUCAACGAGUCCGUGGUGCAGCUCUUCCAGAAAUCGCCUCUGAAAGUUCUGGCUGCGCUCUACGCUGGCUUCUCUGCAGCCGACGAUGCAGCAGGUGGUGCCAAGAAAGGUGGAAAAAAGAAAGGAUCCUCUUUUCAGACAGUGUCUGCUUUGUUCCGGGAAAAUCUGAACAAACUGAUGUCCAAUCUGAGGACAACUCAUCCACACUUUGUGCGGUGCUUGAUUCCUAAUGAAACCAAAACUCCAGGUGUCAUGGACAAUCAGCUGGUCAUCCAUCAGCUGCGCUGUAACGGUGUGCUGGAGGGGAUCAGGAUCUGCAGGAAGGGCUUCCCCAGCAGGAUCGCCUAUGGUGACUUCAAGCAGAGGUACAGGAUCCUGAAUGCCAGUGCUGUCCCAGAGGGCCAGUUCAUGGACAACAAGAAAGCUGCUGAGAAGCUUCUGGGCUCCAUUGAUGUGGACCAUGAGGAUUACAAAUUCGGGCACACUAAGGUCUUCUUCAAAGCUGGCCUCCUGGGAGUUUUGGAGGAGAUGAGGGAUGAGCGUUUGGCUCAGGUGGUGACCUCUACCCAGGCUGUGUGCCGCGGGUACCUCAUCAGGGCAGAGUACUGCAAGAUGAUAGAGAGAAGGGAUGCCCUCUUCACCAUCCAGUACAACAUCCGCUCCUUCAUGAACGUGAAGAACUGGCCGUGGAUGAGGCUCUUCUUCAAGAUUAAGCCCCUCCUGAAGAGCGCAGAGUCUGAGAAGGAGAUGGCCCAGAUGAAGGAGGACUUCACCAAGUGCAAAGAAGACUACGUCAAAUCUGAACUGCGAAGAAAAGAGCUCGAGGAAAGAAUGGUUUCCAUUAUGCAAGAAAAAAACGACCUCCUCCUUCAAGUUCAGGCAGAAUCAGACAACCUGAUUGACGCUGAGGAACGAUGCGAGGGCCUGAUCAAAAGCAAAAUCCUGCUCGAAGAAAAACUGAAGGAGAAGGCCGAGAGGUUGGAGGAUGAGGAGGAGAUCAAUGCUGAGCUGAGCGCGAAGAAGAGGAAGCUGGAGGACGAGUGCGGUGAGCUGAAGAAGGACAUCGACGACCUGGAGCUCACGCUGGCCAAAGUGGAGAAGGAGAAACACGCCACCGAAAACAAGGUGAAAAACCUGAUAGAGGAAAUAACAGGCCAAGAUGAGAACAUCUCAAAGCUCACCAAGGAGAAGAAAGCCCUCCAGGAGGCACAUCAGCAGACCCUUGAAGACCUCCAGGCAGAAGAAGACAAAGUCAACUGCCUGACCAAAGCCACGGCUAAGCUUGAACAGCAAGUUGAUGAUCUGGAAGGUUCUCUGGAACAAGCAAAGAAGCUCCGAAUGGAUCUGGAGAGAUCCAAGAGAAAGCUUGAGGGUGAUCUGAAGCUCGUCCAGGAGUGCUUAAUGGAUCUGGAGAAUGACAAGCAGCAGCUUGAAGAAAAAUUGAAGAAAAAAGACUUUGAAGUGACUGAGUUGCAGAGUAAGAUUGAGGAUGAACAGGCUGCCGGGGCUCAAUUUCAGAAGAUGAUAAAAGAGCUUCAGGCCCGCAUUGAGGAGCUGGAGGAGGAGAUCGAGGCCGAGCGUGCUGCUCGGGCCAAGGUGGAGAAGCAGAGAGCCGAGCUCUCCAGGGAACUUGAGGAGAUCAGCGAGAGGCUCGAAGAGGCCGGCGGCGCGACCGCCGCUCAGGUCGAGAUGAACAAGAAGCGCGAGACGGAGUUCCAGAAGCUGCGCCGGGACCUGGAGGAGUCCACCCUGCAGCACGAGGCCACCGCCGCCGCCCUGCGCAGGAAGCAGGCCGACAGCGUGGCAGAGCUGGGAGAGCAAAUCGACAACCUUCAGCGCGUCAAGCAGAAGCUGGAGAAGGAGAAGAGUGAGCUGAGGCUGGAGGUGGAUGAUCUUUCGGGCACCAUGGAGGCCCUGGCGAAGGCAAAAAUGAACUUUGAGAAAAUGUGCCAUUCCCUAGAGGACCGUUUGAACGAAGCCAAGACCAAAGAAGAAGAGCAUCAGCGAUUAAUCAACGGCCUCACAAGUCAAAAGGCUCGACUCCAGACAGAAAAUGGUGAAAUGUCACACCAACUGGAAGAAAAGGAUUCCCUUGUCUCUCAACUGACUAGAGGGAAACAAGGAUAUAUUCAACAAAUUGAAGAGCUUAAGAGGCAGAAUGAAGAGGAAAUUAAGGCCAAGAAUGCCCUGGCCCACGCCUUGCAGUCGGCCCGCCAUGACUGUGACCUGCUGAGGGAGCAGUUUGAGGAGGAGCAGGAGGCCAAGGCCGAGCUGCAGCGUGGAAUGUCCAAGGCCAACAGCGAGGUGGCUCAGUGGAGAACCAAAUACGAAACCGAUGCUAUCCAGCGCACCGAGGAGCUGGAGGAGGCCAAGAAAAAGUUGGCUCAGCGUCUUCAGGAUGCUGAGGAAGCAGCUGAGGCUAUCAACUCAAAAUGCUCUUCUCUGGAGAAGACCAAGCAGAGAAUGCAGAGUGAGGUGGAAGACCUAAUGCUGGAUGUGGAGAGAGCCAACGGAGCUGCUGCAACAUUAGACAAGAAACAGAAGAGCUUUGACAAGGUCCUGGCAGAGUGGAAGCAGAAAUUCGAGGAGAGCCAGGCCGAGCUCGAGGCAGCCAUGAAAGAGGUCCGCUCCGUGGGCACCGAGAACUUCAAGAUGAAGAAUGCUUAUGAGGAAUCUCUGGAACAUCUCGAAAUGCUGAAACGUGAAAAUAAAAUCCUGCAACAGGAGAUUGUGGAUCUCACAGAGCAGCUUGGAGAGACAGGAAAAUCCAUGCAUGAGCUGGAAAAGUCAAAGAAACAGAUGGAGCAAGAGAAAAUGGAGAUUCAGACUACAUUAGAUGAGGCAGAGGCAUCCCUGGAACAUGAAGAAUACAAGAUAAUUCGAGUCCAGCUGGAACUGAAUCAGGUGAAGUCUGAGGUGGAAAGGAAGAUCGCAGAGAAGGACGAGGAAAUCGAGCAGCUGAAGAGGAGCAGCCAGAGGAUCGUAGACUCCAUGCAGAGCUCCCUGGACUCUGAGGUCAGGAGCAGGAACGACGCCCUGAGAGUCAAGAAGAAGAUGGAGGGCGACCUCAACGAGAUGGAGGUUCAGCUCAGCCGUGCCAACCGCCAGUCUGCCGAGGCCCAGAGACAGCUGAGGAACAUUCAGACACAGCUAAAGGAAGCACAGCUGCAUCUUGACGAUGCCUUGAGGAACAACGAUGACAUGAAGGAGCAGGUCACCAUCUCAGAGCGCAGAAGCGUCUUCUUUCAGGCUGAGAUUGAAGAGAUCCGGGGUGCUCUGGAACAGACCGAGAGAAGUCAUAAAAUGGCGGAGCAAGAGCUUGUAGACGCCACUGAGAGAAUCCAGCUGCUGCACUCCCAGAACACAAGUUUGAUCAACAGUAAGAAGAAGCUGGAGAGUGACCUGACCCAGAUUCAGAACGAAGUGGAGGACUCCAUUCAGGGGGCCAGGAACGCUGAGGAGAAAGCCAAGAAGGCUAUCACUGAUGCAGCCAUGAUGGCUGAAGAGCUGAAGAAGGAGCAGGACACCAGCGCUCACCUGGAGAGGAUGAAGAAGAACCUGGAAGUCACGGUCAAAGACCUGCAGCACCGUCUGGACGAGGCCGAGAGUCUGGCCUUGAAGGGCGGGAAGAAGCAGCUCCAGAAACUGGAGACCAGGGUGCGUGAGCUGGAGAAUGAGCUGGAGGUUGAACGGAAACACGGCUCUGAUGCGGUCAAGGGGCUGCGGAAGUACGAGCGGAAGAUUAAGGAACAGACUUACCAGUCUGACGAGGAUAAAAAGACUAUAUUUAGACUGCAGGACCUGGUGGACAAACUGCAGAUAAAGGUCAAAGCAUACAAGCGACAAGCCGAGGAAUCUGAGGAGCAAGCCAACAGCCACCUGUCCAGGUACAGGAAGGUGCAGCACGAGCUGGAGGAGGCCCAGGAGCGUGCCGACAUCGCAGAGUCCCAGGUGAACAAGCUGAGGGCCAGGAGCCGCGACCUGAGCGCCAAGGUAGCCCAAUGUGCAGAUUUUCACACGUCGGGAAACAAACCCGAGAGCUUCCUGGUUUAG